AUGUGGAGUGAGUCAAAUCAUUGCGAUUCGACUCAUCAGGACAGCUCGGACUGGUUGCUGGACAGCGCGGUGGGCCGCUGGCUGGGCGUGGACCGUUUGGCCGUCACUAACCUGACCCUGCUGAAGGUGCUGCUGUGGCUGGUUCUGCUGGGUCUCUUCUGUGAGCUGGACUUCGGGCUUCCCUUCUUCCUCAUCUCUCUGUUCUACUGGCUGUACGAGGGUCUGCGCAGCCCCACGCUCAGGAGACCCGGAGAGAUGAGCGCCUACUCCGUCUUCAACCCCGACUGCCAGCCCAUCCUGGGGACGCUCACCGCCGAACAGCUGGAGGGCGAGAUGGGCUACAGACUCCUAAACACCGGGGCACGGACGUAACGCACGAGACCCUGACGGAACCGCUGGAAUUCGGAACAUCCAGGUCCGAGUGCAACGGUCAGACUUCAGCUGGAGCCUCGGGGGCUGAACGAGGACGUCGGUACAUUUAUAUAAAUUACUGAUGAAAAAAGAAGAAUGUUUUUUAUUUUAUAUAUUUAUCUACACAUGAAACUAUGAAAUUCUUUCUUUGUAUAUCCCAGCUAGUUUGAAAGCUGGGGUCAGAGCGCAGGGUCAGUCAUUGUAUGGCACCGGAGCAGACGGGGUUAAGGGCCUUGCUCAAUCAAGGGCAAUUUUCUGACUGAUAGCCCAAAGCUCUACCCACUAGGCUACCACUGUCCAAUAAGAACCUUUUUUUAAAACAAGAAUUUAUGGCGUGUCUGAGGGAAUUUGUGCCUGUUCAGUCAAAAGAGCAUGUGACGUCGGGCACUGAUGCUGGAUGAGAAGGUUUUUGAUCACCAUGACCCUGACCAGGCGGUAAAAACAAUUUAAAACUGUAGUCGUGCCAAACAAGGGCCAUAAAGUAUGUAGAUGUAGAAAGUGUGUAAGCAUGCAAAUUCUUUAGCAUAAUUACUAAAACACAUGAGCUUAAUUAGGAAGGACGUCCACAUACUUUUGGACAGGAUUUUGUAAAUGGCAAGUUUAUGUUUUUUACAGGUUCUAAAUUCCUAUUUCACGUUCAGUUUGAACAGUUUGUAGGAUAAACCAGAACAUCAUCAUCAUCAGUACCCAGCCUUACUAAUGCUCUGUUGUACUACAGAAUGAGCACAAAUUCCCACAGACACACUUUAAAGCCUUGUGAGAAGCUUCUCAGAGGAGCGGCUGCUGUUCUAGCUGAGAGAUCACACAGAGGAUCAGUCUGGUUUUUUUUUUAAAUGGGACGUCCGACAAGCUAAUGGUCGGGCGUCCGAAUACUUUUGACCAUACCAGCUGAAUACAGAUCAGCUACUUACAGUUCAGAAAGUCAUUUAAGUGAAUUUAAUAAAGUAAAAGUCGUGGGUCUCAGACUAUAAAUUGAUAAUAAUAUAAUUAAUCUUGUUUAUAAAUGCAGAAAAACUGCAGUUGUGGUGACAGAACUUGUACCAAAGAUCAAACACAGUUUAGUGAAGAUAAACUCAUAUUUUUUUUAUUUUUAAUGCUGAACAAGAACCUGAACCUUUUAAUAACAAUUAAAAUAUUUUUCCAUGAACUGAAUUGAAUAAAGAACAAAGAAACGGAACGCGUGUGUGGGUCAGUGUGUGUGUGUGUUGGUGCGAUUAUUUGAUAUCACACAGCAGGGCGACACCGCGCAGGAUCCAGUGGUCGGGGGGCUGCACCGUACGCAGCACGAUUCCGGUGAUGUAGGUGAGGUCGGUGCGCCGGGGUUUCUUGUAGACGGGGCAGACGUACAGUCUGGGGUCUUUCGGGGCGGUGGAGUUGAUGGCGAAUAUGUGCACCACGGGGAGAGGGGUGAACAGCACUUUGGGCGUGGCCUCGACGAGACAGCAGUUCUUGCGGUCCCAGCCGGCUCCGUCCAGAUAGAGGCCGUACACGUACACGCCCUCCUACACCACAAACAUAAAUACAUGAAUAAAUAUAAGCAUGGACAGUGUUGAAAUUAGGAGCAGGCUGUGCUGUGGACUCACGUUCAGCCCUGCGUGACCCUGUGGAAUAAAGAAUUUACCACCUAAA
Trichomycterus rosablanca is the source of this 2040-nucleotide messenger RNA. RefSeq names its product SAYSvFN domain-containing protein 1-like. The coding region runs from base 1 to 372 and encodes 123 amino acids. NCBI's taxonomy places the organism in Eukaryota, Metazoa, Chordata, Actinopteri, Siluriformes, Trichomycteridae. The transcript has 2 exons. The record is from RefSeq and is a predicted model, not a curated record.